This is a messenger RNA of Salarias fasciatus (jewelled blenny), 1195 nucleotides long. RefSeq names its product mast cell protease 1A-like. Gene Ontology annotation, molecular function: serine-type endopeptidase activity. Bases 60 to 827 code for a protein of 255 amino acids. Gene Ontology annotation, biological process: proteolysis. Lineage: Eukaryota; Metazoa; Chordata; Actinopteri; Blenniiformes; Blenniidae. The record is from RefSeq and is a predicted model, not a curated record. The transcript has 5 exons.
CGCCCCCCAACAAGGAACAGUUCGAUUCAGUCUCUCCUACAAGCAUCAUUCAAGCCAUCAUGCAAGCCCUGUACAAGUUUCUGCUUUUACAAGUUCUGGCUUCUCUUGGACAGCAAGCUCUUGGGAGUGAAAUCAUUAAAGGGAAAAAUGCCAAUAAAAAGUCAAUGAUGUAUAUGGCAUCGGUGCAAAACAAAAUGGGUCAUGCAUGUGGAGGAUUCCUGAUCAGCGAAGACUAUGUAAUGACCGCUGCACAUUGCGAUGAUUGGAAGCCUGAGAGUGUUGUUCUGGGUACCCAUGAUCUCAAGAAGGUCAAUGACGCCACAAUGAGAUACAGCAUACAGAAGUGCAAGCACCCAUCAUACAAGAAGCUUGGCUCUGGAAGCGAUAUCAUGCUCCUCAAACUAUCUAGGAAAGCUCUCGUUGGCAAAAAACCCAUUCAGCCAGUUCAACUUCCAAGUGGUGAAAUAAACCCAAAAACAUAUAAGAAGUGCAAAGUGGCAGGAUGGGGGCUUACCAAAACAGGUGGAACGGCUGUACCCAAACUGCAAGUGGCCAAUGUUCCAGUAAUCGAUCAGAAAACAUGUCAGAAGUUGUGGAAGAACAAACUGCCCGCUAAUGUGACCUGUGCAGGUGGAUAUGGCACAAAAACAGGAUUCUGCCAGGGUGAUUCUGGUGGCCCUCUGGUGUGUGGCAAGGAUGUAGCAGUGGCUGUGGCUUCUUUUAACAACAACAAAACCUGUACUUACCCAAACAUACCAAACAUCUACACAGACGUGUCCAAAUUCCUUCCCUGGAUCAACCGCAUUCUCCGAAAAAAGAAAUGCUAAAUGAACUGAAAUUGUGUGGAUGUAUUGCUUUGCUUCAUUUAUUCUCCUGAGCUAAAGAAAGCUUUGCUCAUUCAGAUAUGUUUAAAUAAAAAAAACAAAAGAUCCAUCAUACCUUUGCAAGUUUUAGGUUUUAAGAUGAGUUAAUAAAGAUAUAAAAUGUUUCUUUGUGAAUUUGUCAUUAGUUAUAAAAUCAAAACACUCUGCUUGAGCUCAUUUAAACUGCUGUCUGGUGAAAAAUUUAAGUGAAAACAAAAAAAAAAAUCUGUCUCUCUCAUACUUGUGGCAUAGGAGCAUCAAUGGUAUUAUCUGUUGUUUGUUAUCUGCUUUGUCUGACACGUAAAUAAAUGUGUGGGUUCUACCAGGUACAU